Suillus paluster is the source of this 2100-nucleotide messenger RNA. RefSeq lists its product as uncharacterized. The transcript has 15 exons. NCBI's taxonomy places the organism in Eukaryota, Fungi, Basidiomycota, Agaricomycetes, Boletales, Suillaceae. Bases 1 to 2100 code for a protein of 699 amino acids. The record is from RefSeq and is a predicted model, not a curated record.
AUGGACCGCAACGACGAGAAUGAUGGGCAGCCGGCCAGAAUACAACAGCAGAGGAGCUCUGUUCCGUCAUUUCUAUUCCUAAUAUUUAUGCUCUUCAUACUCACGAAUCACACUGGGGAUGAAUUUCUUGCUCGAAAUCAUUACCAGGAUGCCCUUCAAUCCCUCAAUUACCAACUGUCAAACUUCACUGCUUGGCUGAAUGGGACGGAGUCUAACUUCACAAUGCCAGACAGGAAAGCCGCCACCACCCCUCUUGUAGGGUCAUUCAUGUCCUUUGGAUCUCAUCUCAACCCACAAUGGGCCUCAUAUUUUCCGAAUGUGACCGGAUUUGCACACGGCGAGAUUGACUUCUUCAAUAUCACCACACCCAGCCUCGCAUCCACAGCCUUUCCGUGGAGAGCACAUGCUGAAACGUUCAUGGGCGACACUAACAUGACAGAGCUUGUCAGUCACGUUGGCUCUUGGAAUUGGACUGGCUCGGACAAAAUCUCAUGGAGCAUAAUGGAUCGAACCCCGGUCGGUGUGAAAGGUGUUACAGAGAAGAUCGCCAUUGUUCAUGGAAGAAUAGACGUCCGUCAUCCUACCAGCUCCGAUGACAUGAAGCUGGAUUUUGAAGGCGUGCACUUCCUCGCAAAUGGGACCAUAUAUGGCUUCGCUGAACCCACCGGCCGACAUAUAGACAUUCGCUACAUCCCUGCGAUUGUUCCAGAAGCUUUUCAGAAUGAUACCGCUCGAACAAUAGAACCUGAAUUGAUCUCUCGAGUUAAUAAGGUGAAAGAUUUGAUUGAUGCAGGUGUUAUCGACCAGGAGUCGACCAAUGGGGAGUCACAAGGAGGUUGCGGGUUUAGCGUUUAUGCACAAAUUGCUCCAUCUGAGAUAUCCGUAAAGGAUAUGGAGGACCUUGAAGACGAAUUACAGAAACCUACGGGGAGAUGGACAGUGAAAAGACCCCCUCUUAAGCUCAACGGUGUGCUUUUGAGUCGAGAAUGCGGCAUUUUAUACAAGCUGCAUGAUACGGAAGGAUUAAGUUUAUUGAUUCGUGUAUUUUGCUCAGAUGCCGGCAUCUCAGCUUUUGUGUACUUGGCGCAGCUACUAUUGCUCUCUCGUCAAGUUGACCGAAGCCGUACUCCUGCUGGAUUGUCUCGUGUCUCCUUAUGGACGUUCCUUACACAAUCCAUUGUGGACUCCGUCUCGUUUGCUGGGCAUAUCACAUUUGCCAUUAUUGCUAGUGGGCGUCCGUCCUUGUCGCUUGUGGCUCCGGCAUUCGUCGCCUGCGUGCUGUUUGCUUUUGAAUCUCAACAUGCCAUCCUCAUCAACCAGGUUCAAGCCCCAGAGGAUGCAGUAGCACCAUCCCCUCCAAGACCAGUACAACAGGAACCAUCGGUGCCUUCUCAAGUUGUGCCCACACCACCAACAGCUCCUCCUCGAUCCACUGGCCCGACAUUCUUCAGUUUGUUGCUUCGACACAUUCGAUCUGACCCCCAAGCACGGAUAUGGCUCGGAAUGUUUUUCUUCCUCACAUUCAUCGUCAGAGUCAUCGUUACUCCUUCACUGGCGUUGGUAUUCGUGGCAACCAUGUACUCCCUUUUCUGGUUGCCGCAGAUUGUGCGCUCGGUGAAAAAAGGUAGGAGCAGUGCACUGACUGCUGAGUACUUGAUUGGUACAUCACUCUGCCGACUUUUCCAUGCUCUUUAUUUCUUGACAUGCCCAAAGAAUGUGCUUGAUAUCGAGCCCCGCCGUUGGAUGUGGUAUCUCGCGAUGUUCAUCUUCCUCCAAGUUGCCGUUAUACUGCUUCAGCAGCGUCUCGGACCGGCGUUCUUCCUUCCGAAACGAUUCGCUCAUGCACAAGUGUACGACUAUCACCCAGCAUUACCGCUUUCUGCGGCUGACCCAGAAGCACCCGAUGAAUCUCUCGGGGACUGCGCUAUUUGCAUGGAGGCCAUUCAUACCGACGAUGAGAAGCAGCUAGAGCAGGUUACCGGUGGACGAAGCUAUAGUCUGGCACCUUGUCAGCAUCUAUUUCAUACGGAAUGCCUGGAAAAGUGGCUUGCUAUUAAGAAUAUUUGUCCCCACUGUCGAAGGCCACUUCCACCACUUUGA